Westerdykella ornata is the source of this 1792-nucleotide messenger RNA. RefSeq lists its product as uncharacterized. The record is from RefSeq and is a predicted model, not a curated record. The transcript has a single exon. NCBI's taxonomy places the organism in Eukaryota, Fungi, Ascomycota, Dothideomycetes, Pleosporales, Sporormiaceae. Bases 81 to 1514 code for a protein of 477 amino acids.
CGUCUAUUUCCACAACCCCCAACCACAACCUCGCGCCUCACUGAAUUGCCAGAAAGUCAACUCCAUCCACCAAGCCACCCAUGAUGGAUGCGCUUCAGUCUCUCUAUCAUUACAGCGCAGAUUGGCUGUGUGUCUUCUUUCACCCACUCAUCAACUACAUAUCCACCAUCCUCCUCCACUUCGAGCUUCCCCCCGACUCCAAUCAACGCCUCCGCGACCGAAUCAUCAACUCUCUGAAAGAGAUAAACGUCCAUCGCUCGGUCACACUCACCAUCUCCGCCAUCCUCCUCACAGCCUCACUUCUCAUUUACACAAGCUUCGUUUUAUACCGCUGGCUACGAUCUCCGGCUGUCGACGACGUGGACCCAUGGCUCGAAGAACUGAAGCACAUUUACGGCUACGUGCCACCAGACCACUCUGACCUAAACUUAAACAACCUCACCACUCCUCCCGAAUCUCGGCAAAAUGGGCAAAGCAGCAACGGUAUCUUCUCCUCCGGGUGGGGCAGGGUGAUGAAUACGCCUCCCUUCGCACGCGGAAUGCGCGCACCGCCCCCAGGUCCUAACUUCGGGCGCUUCUUCAGUAGAAACACGAGAGAUACGAAGGAACACGGCAGUGAGGAUGAUGAAGAGGUCCCAAGUCGCUCCACAAAGGGUCGAGAGUCCCGCGAGGCUUCCUCAUCUCCAUUACCUUCCGCUACAGCUGCGUACGUCCGCGCGCCCUUGACACAGAACCUGCUCUUGCCUGAGCUUCCACCUUUCUCGCAAUUCGGCUCGGAUGGCAAAGCCUAUACCCGCACACCGACCGCAGCGACUCAACGCCACGAACUCCACAACCGAAGCCAAAUCCAACACACUCCAACCAGCAACCCAAUGGCCCGCGCCCGUCCGUCCCCUACCAACUACCCAUCCUCGAACCUCCCAACCCCCAAUUCUCACUACCAUCCGGCCCAACCCCAUACCUCCGGCAACAAUCUCAAUCCCACUUCCACUCCCAGUCCCAACUUCCUGCACCUCUCCAUCACCGCUCCGACAAGCUUCUGCACCCUCCUGCGCGUCGGCUUCAUCGACUCGGCAGGGAAUCUGACGGCGCUGGGGAGGACAAGGGAUGCGAAGAAGAGGAUCAGGGAAAUGGGGACUGGGUUUGGGUAUCGACGGACGGUGAGGGUGGGGAGGAGUUGGUUGGAGAGGACGAGGGGGACGGUGAGUCCGGGGGUGGGUGGUGGGGAGGGUAUGGGCGAGGAAGGCACUAAGGAGAAGAUGGAGGGGGAGGUAUUGGAGAGUGUGGAGGAGGUGGAUGCCGAGGAUGAGGAAGGUGAUAUGGGCGCGAUGGAGGAGGAUGUGCUGGAGAGUAUUGAGGUGGAUGAGGAGUGGGAUAUGGAGGAGGUGGACGAAAUGGAGGAGAUGGAGGAGAUGGAGGAGAUGGAGGAGAUGGAGGAGAUGGAGGAGAUGGAGGAGAUGGAGGAGAUGGACGAGGAUGUGGUGGAGAGCAUUGAGGCGGAUGGGUACUAUUAGGAGGAUUGUUGGGUGUGGAAGUGAAGUGGUAAAUGAAGGAAAGAAGGAGUAGAGAGAAGCCGAAUUCCGAGGAAAGAAAAGCACUAACGGACUGGAAAUGAUGACGGCGCUUGCCUUUGAAACCAUGGGAAUUACGUCGGAAGCGUAUCACACCCUGUCUUUUCCCGUUCGAGGCCAACAUCGCCAGAAAAAGAGACGUACCAACCAUCCCCCAUACAACCAAAUAUCAGAGCAACAGCUCCCACCAUAAAUGAACACAAACCCCCAUUAUCUCCCCG